Tupaia belangeri chinensis (Chinese tree shrew) is the source of this 2803-nucleotide messenger RNA. RefSeq names its product growth arrest specific 2 like 3 (gene GAS2L3). Gene Ontology annotation, cellular component: actin filament. NCBI's taxonomy places the organism in Eukaryota, Metazoa, Chordata, Mammalia, Scandentia, Tupaiidae. Gene Ontology annotation, biological process: actin crosslink formation. The record is from RefSeq and is a predicted model, not a curated record. Bases 153 to 2240 code for a protein of 695 amino acids. Gene Ontology annotation, molecular function: actin filament binding; cytoskeletal adaptor activity; microtubule binding. The transcript is spliced from 9 exons.
GAAGGAAGCGGUGGUGUCUCAUUCUGCAGAUGAGAACUGUCCUGAGGUCAUAUACCAAGUGUAUGCUGCAGCUGGAAUUCAAACCAGAUGUGUCUAAUAACUUUCUACUCCAUAGUGCUAUCUGUAUGAAAAGCAAUUUCAUUUCAAUAUAGAUGACCAUGCAGCCUGCAAUUCAAGUAUGGUUUGGAGAAGAUCUGCCUCUAAGUCCGCGGAGUCCCCUGACUCCCAGACAUGGACCAGGCUUGGCCGAUGUUUGUCAGUAUGAUGAGUGGAUAGCUGUGAGGCAUGAAGCGACUCUGUUGCCUAUGCAGGAAGACCUGUCAAUUUGGUUAUCUGGAUUAUUAGGUAUUGAAAUUAAGGCAGAGAAAUUGUUGGAAGAACUUGACAAUGGAGUACUAUUGUGCCAACUGAUUGAUGUUCUUCAAAACAUGGUGAAAACAUACAAUUCUGAAGAACCAGAGAAUUUCCCAAUGAGGAAAGUGCCCUGUAAGAAAGAUGCUGCAUCUGGUUCAUUCUUUGCCCGAGACAAUACUGCAAAUUUCCUUCACUGGUGUAGGCACAUUGGGGUUGAUGAAACUUACCUCUUUGAAUCCGAAGGUUUAGUUUUGCACAAAGAUCCAAGACAGGUAUAUCUUUGCCUUCUUGAAAUUGGUCGAAUUGUGUCGAGAUAUGGAGUUGAACCACCAGUAUUAGUAAAACUUGAGAAGGAAAUUGAGUUAGAAGAGACCUUACUUAAUACCUCUGGACCUGAAGAUUCCAUCAGUAUCCCAAAGUCAUGCUGUCAACAUGAAGAGCUACAUGAAGCCGUUAAACAUAUUGCUGAAGAUCCUCCUUGUAGUUGUUCUCAUCGAUUUUCUAUUGAGUACUUAUCGGAAGGACGGUACCGACUAGGGGAUAAAAUUCUCUUUAUAAGAAUGCUUCAUGGAAAACAUGUCAUGGUCCGUGUUGGUGGAGGCUGGGAUACUCUUCAAGGAUUUUUGCUUAAAUAUGAUCCCUGUCGAAUAUUACAGUUUGCCACACUGGAACAAAAAAUUCUAGCCUUUCAGAAAGGAGUUUCCAAUGAGAGCGUGCCCGAUUUUCCCAGCAGAACACCUCAGCCUCCCGAAAUGAAUCCUCUGUCAGCAGUUCACAUGUUUCAGAAACAAAAUCCCAAACCUGGCACAGCAGCUGAUAUCUCACGGAGCAAAGGAAAGCAGGUGCGACCACAGGGGGUGCCGCUGCCAGCGUCUUCACUGAAUGGGGAGAAUCUGGACUCCGUGACGGUCCGCUCUAAAUUUCCAAAUCCCCCAGCAGCAUCCUCUCCUCUCAAGCUCAAGUCUUCAAAAGGCAUAACAAAGAAACCACAUGCUCCUUCAAAAAAUGUAUCAUCUUCACUUGCUUUAAAUCCAGUAGGUAAAAGUACUUCUUCACCAGCUUUAUCAAGAACCGCACCUUGUGUAUCUGGGUCUUUGAGAAAAUGUAAUGCUUCUCCCAAAACUCCUAAAGCCAAGGUUCUUCCAGCCCAUAAUUCAGUAGGUCGGCCCGAGACUACCCUUUUGCCAAAAACGUGCUCUGGAAAAACUGAACCAAAGUAUUUGAAACAUAAUCGUACUUCUCCCAGGGAUGAUGCAGUGCUUCACUCAGCUGUACAUUUAAAUUCAUCAUCAAAGUGUCCAAAGCAACCUAAAACAAAUACACGUGUUAGGCCUCAACCUUCGCCUUCUUCCCAGUCCCCUGCAACAGUGACAAAACCCAGUUCCAAAACUGCAGGUCUAAGAAUGCAGUCUAAACCAUCUGAGAGAGCCCCACAAGCAGUGACAGUCCCAACACAGAAACUUAGAUCCCCCUUGAAUUUAAAUCAGCCCGUUUCUGCACCCUCAGUUUCUCCUCCAAAAGCUACUCCAAAAUUGAAAGAUAAAACUACGGUUUCAUUUGCCAAAAAGCAGCCUCAGAAUAAAAGUUCUGCAUGCCAGAAGACAGGAUCCAGCUCCUCAAAGUCCCCUGGCCGUACCCCACUGUCCAUCAUGAGUCUUCCUCAGUCUUCCGCCAAAACACAGACUGCUCUGAAGUCAGCACAGAUGGCCAGCAAAGGCCAGCAUGGUGCUCGAGGGCUGCCAAGGAAUGGCAAAGCCCCAGCUGCAACCAGGAAGCCACCCUCGUCUGCUAAGGAAGCAGAUAGCGGAGAUAAAGCUGCUGCUAAGAAAAAGGAGGAUGAUGACCAUUACUUUGUUAUGACUGGAAGUAAGAAACCUAGAAAAUAAAUACCUGUGCAUUAUGUUAAGAAGAGAGGAGAAAGGAGCAGAGUGUGUGCAUCACCUUCACAUCUUUACAGUGUCUCCUGUUGGUGUUUGUCUGAAGACGUGUAGACUGAUGUCAACAAGCACAAGACGGGGGUGGAGGUGGGACAGCAGAGGGUACGCCAGAACUCACCUGUCUGAAUGUACCAGUGGCUACGCGUCUGAGGCAAACAGUCACCACAGGUGCUUAUUAGUAGUAGUCGUGUAUGAUCUUCAACGUCCAGUUAUUUGCUCUUUAAGGGAAGUAUCAAAGUCAAAUAACACUACUAGAUUAUAUAGUUGCUUUAUGUUUGAAUAUAUAUUAAAUAUGAAGGUUAUAUACUUGCUAAUAGAAACUUGCUCUUCAAAUUAGUUAUUACAUUUUAGUAGGAAAGAAAUGGUUUGGCACUUAGCCUAUAAAAGGCAACUAAUUUGAUUUCUGGACAAGGAUUGCAUGAUCCAACAACACUAAAUACCAAAGGCUGCUGCUGAUUAGCUUAGCAUUAUUCUGGGUUGGGGGAAUUCUCUCUCUCUCUCUCUUUUUUUUU